This is a messenger RNA of Dendronephthya gigantea, 738 nucleotides long. Its product is annotated as 28S ribosomal protein S25, mitochondrial-like. Gene Ontology annotation, molecular function: structural constituent of ribosome. Lineage: Eukaryota; Metazoa; Cnidaria; Anthozoa; Malacalcyonacea; Nephtheidae. Gene Ontology annotation, cellular component: mitochondrion. The record is from RefSeq and is a predicted model, not a curated record. The transcript has 4 exons. Bases 46 to 564 code for a protein of 172 amino acids.
AGGACGGUGAACUUCAUUUAGCGUCGGAGUUUUAUAUCUUUGUAAAUGGCAAAAGGAAGAUAUCCAUUCCGAAGGACUGUGGAGUUUUUAUCUAGUGGUAAAGUUGUACUAAAACCUAAUGUAAAAGCUGUCGAGAUAUCUUACUCGCAUCGAGAGAACAGUAAAGGAGUUAGGAAUUUUAUAUUUAAAGAUGUUCCCCAGUUGCAAUACAAAAAUCCUGAUGUUCAGUUUGUAAUAAGCAAAGGUGCUGCUGUUAGUUCACCCAACAUCAACAUAUUUCUUGGUAAAAAUGAGAAAAUCAAUAUAGAUGUUGAUAGCUCUAAAGCAAGUGAAAUCUUUUCAAUGUUUCAACAUGUUGCUGCUGCUUCCGAAAGUGAGAUGAGAGAAAUAGUUGGAAAACAACCAAAAUACCCAGCAAGAUUAAACAAAAGUAAUUUUGGAAGGUUUGGACAUUGUUAUUGUAUUUGUGAGAAACCUGGUCAAGUUGGGUGUCCAUCAAAGACUGCUUUACCAGGUGCUAAUAAACCAAAAUGGUGGCAGGUAAAGAGUGAAGAGAGUUCUUAAUGAAUAAAUGGAGAUAAAUACAGCAGACAUCUUUUAAAGCCCCUAUAGAAUGUCUAUAUGAUAGAUGCAUGUUGGUAUUUAUAUACACAAUAAUACUUUGAUAUGUUCAAAAUCAAUUUUUCAUUCCAUGCAAAUUCAGAAGUUGGAUAUGAAUAAGAAUUUUGUUUACAUUUA